AUGAGCAGCAUGGAGUCGCCGGAACGUGAGCAGUCUCCGCCUGAACCCGAGAAGCCUGUCAACUCCAUCGAGGAUGAUGGCGCCAUCUCCGAGGACCUGUGGAGGGCCAUGACGGAUGUGCUCAUGGGAGUCUAUGAUUUUCGCGAGCAGGAUGGUCACGAUCCAUCGCGGCUGUUCCACCGCAGUGUCAACAAGCGCCUUGUCCCCGACUACUACGACAUUAUCAAGGAGCCAAUGGCGCUGAGCAUCAUCAAGCAGAGAAUCAACAAACGCGAAUACAAGCAAAUCGCGGAUUUCGUGCGAGACUUUGCCCUGAUCCCCCACAAUGCGCAAACUUAUAAUCGACCCAAAUCGCAAGCCUACGAGGAUGCGCUAGUCAUCAAGGAUGUAAUCGUCUCGGAGUUGAAGAAGCUUGUUGAGAAGGACUUGAUCGGCGCCGAGGAAGCUGAGUUGCCGGAUCUUGGUGAAAUACCGGAGGCAGACCCCCUACCCGAUGACGAGGAAGAAGACGAGGAAGAAGAGGAGGACGAAGAGGAUGAUUCUGACGACGAACGCCGGAAGAAGAAGCCGGGGCCGAAGCCUGGCUCCAAGCGUGGAAACCAAAAACAGGAGCCUGAUCCUCGAAAGAAACGCGGAAGGCCCCCACGGGUGGAUACUCCCAUGGAAACUCGGAUCAAGACCAUUCUCAAGGGGAUCCGCAAGUUCAAAGGCCCUGGUGGCCAUUUGAAAAUCGUCCACUUUGAACGGCUUCCAGACAAGAUCGCCUACCCAGACUAUUACAUGGAAAUCAAGGAGCCGAUUGCCAUUGAUAUCAUUAAGCGCAAGGCCAAGCGCAAGAAGUACAACUCGGUUGAUCACUUCAUGCGGGAUCUAGAUCUCAUGUUCAACAACGCCAAGGCCUACAACCAAUCGGAGAGCCAAAUUUACAAAGACGCCGUCGACCUGCAGAGCGAGGCGCGGAAAUUGGCCGAACAGGAGAAGAAGAAGCCUGACAGCGAGUAUCUGAUGGAAGACGGGCGCUUUCCUCUGCCCGAUGGGAUUCUGUACCGCAAUGAGCUGUGGAAGGUCGGAGACUGGGUUCACAUCCAAAAUCCCAACGAUGUCUCCAAACCAAUUGUCGCCCAGAUCUAUCGGACCUGGCAGGAUUCAGAGGAUCAGAAAUGGAUCAACGCAUGCUGGUAUUAUCGGCCCGAGCAGACCGUCCAUCAUUACGAGAAGCACUUCUACCCCAACGAGGUCGUGAAGACGGGCCAAUACCGCGAUCAUCGCGUCGAAGAAAUCGUCGAUCGUUGCUUCGUCAUGUUCUUCACCCGCUACAGCCGAGGCCGUCCCCGCGAUCUUCCGCCAGACAAGGACAUCUAUGUCUGCGAAGCUCGAUACAACGAGGAGAAGCACAAGCUCAACAAGAUCAAGACGUGGGCCAGCUGCUUGCCGGACGAGGUGCGUGAGAAGGACUAUGAAAUGGAUCUUUUCGAUGUGCCACGCAAGAUCAAAAAGGUUCCUAGCCCAAUCAAGCAUCUUCUCAAGGACGAUGCGAAGGAGACCGACGAUCUUCCUCGGCCGACUUGGGGUGCAGAUAAUGCGCCACCGGUCGUGGGCGCGGUGCACCGUCGCCCACGAGAUGAGAAUGAAUCUCCUCCUCCUGAACCAACUCCUUCCCCGCCCCCUCCCACUAUGCCACCGCAGGCCCUGCCAGCAACAACCCCGCGUCAGUCCAUGAGCCAACCGAUCGCAAAUCCCGGUCUGAGCACCGCCGGCAAUGUGGCAGCCCCCCAGCUCCAGGCUCCAUCUCCCGCGGUUCCCGUGGCGCAGACCUCGCCAGCACCUGUUUCCCAACCGCCAUACCAGGCUGCUCAAAUGAACCCGCAAAUGUACCAGGGUCCCAACCAGCGGCGCCCCAGCAACUUUGUGCCGCAGACCCCAACUGCCAGCUACCAGGCCUCACCGGCAGCUCCCUCAUAUUCGGCGGCACAGCCAUCGCCAUAUGGCAACUACCCCCCAAACCGGCUGCACCCGACAACGGCACCAUUGUACAACCCCAACGCGCCGCGUCCCAUCGAAGUGUACCAUCUCAACGAAGCAGCCAACAGCGCCAUUCCCGCCGAUAUCCGGUCGCAGUUCCACUGCGACGCCCAGGGCCAUGUGCUCUUUUUCUCGGUGCCACCGCUGGACCUAAUUCCACCGGCAGAGCAGAAGCUGGGCCACUCGCUCAAGUAUCUCGCGUCCAAGGACGAGCGGCAGAAGAAGGUCGCGGAGCGGAAGCGCAAACGAGCCGAAGAACAGCGGGAGCGUGAAGCAGCAGCCAAACGCAAGCGUGCCGACGAAGAGACCGCCCUAGCUGCCUGGAUCGAGGCGCUGGCCCCGAAAGCAAUCGAGCGAAUGGUGCAACGAGUCAUCUCUGGCACGGACCAGCUGUACGAGGCAAUCUACCACGACCAAGCGGACAGCGCGCGGGCAGCGGACGCCCAGGUGCGCGAAAGCCGAGUCCAGGCUGACCGUGCGGCCCGCCAGCAGAUCGCCCAGAUCCAGGCGCAGACCAGGAACGAGGGCUUUGUGAGUCUCAAGGGAAGUGCGGUGUACCUGGAGGACAUCUAA
Molecule: messenger RNA, 2595 nt
Organism: Penicillium canariense
Lineage: Eukaryota; Fungi; Ascomycota; Eurotiomycetes; Eurotiales; Aspergillaceae
Product: putative RSC complex subunit (RSC1)
Exons: 5
Coding region: 1-2595 (864 amino acids)
Biological process (GO): chromatin remodeling
Cellular component (GO): RSC-type complex
Molecular function (GO): protein binding; chromatin binding
Source: RefSeq, a predicted model, not a curated record